UAUACUUCAUAACGCAUGUACUUUGAUUCCAAGCAUAACUUCACGAAAGAAUGGUUUGAAUUAAAAUUUCCAAUGUCAUAUAUUAAUUUAUAUGUUUCAAAUACAUAGUAUUGGUAUAAGCAGAUAAGUGAAAGCACGAAAAUGGAUGAAGUUGCAAAGCUCGAACAUCUGUCUUUGGUUUCAAAAAUAUGCACGGAAUUGGAAAAUCACUUAGGACUAAAUGACAAAGAUUUGGCUGAAUUCAUAAUCCAUUUGGCAGAGAAAAAUGAUACAUUUGAUAAAUUUAAAAAAGUUCUCAUUGAAAAUGGCGCUGAAUUUUCUGAAUCUUUUAUGGCCAAUUUGUUAAGAAUAAUACAGCAUAUGAAGCCAACUAAACUGGAAGAGAAAUCAUUAAAACCUCCGACAAAGCAAGAUGAAUUAGCUCAAAAAUUCCCUGCCCUAGCACUGCCAAACGAGGAACCAAAAAUUGUGGAUGAGAAAGAACUCAAAGACGAUGAUAUAGUCAGCAGUGCUAUGGCAAGUUUGGAGGAACUAGCACCAUCAAAAAAGUCGAACAAGGAAGAUAGCAAGAAAGAAAACCAAUCAAUCGAUAAUAAUGAUAAGAAGAACAAACACACAAGAAGAAGUAGAUCAAGAGAUAGAAGAAGACACAGAUCACGUUCAUCAGGUCGCAGAGACAGAAGGCAUAGGUCUAGAUCUCGUUCAAGGUCACGAGAUCGUUCAAGAUCCAGAGAUAGAAGACGUCACAGGUCCAGAGAUCGUAAAAGAUCUAGAUCACGAGACAGGAAAUUUCAUAGGGACAAAUAUUCCAAUAAACUUGAUCGAUCUAGAUCGCGAUCUGUAGAGGAACUUUCCAUGGAUCCAGAAGUAGGCAAGAUUUAUUCAGGCAAAGUAGCUAAUAUUGUACCUUUUGGUUGUUUUGUUCAAUUGGAAGGUUUGAAACGAAGGUGGGAAGGGCUUGUUCAUAUCUCACAAUUAAGAAGGGAAGGAAGAGUCGCCAGUGCUAGCGAUGUAGUAUCUAGAGGCCAGAAGGUGCUCGUGAAAGUCCUCAAUAUUGGUGGACAAAAGGUUUCUUUAAGUAUGAAGGAUGUUGAUCAGGAAACCGGCAGGGAUCUGAAUCCUGUUGUGGCUGUUACCAAAACUGAAGAAGAUGAGAAACAUUUGAGAAAUCCAGAUAGGCCUACUUCCUUGUUAGAACUCCAGGGUAAUUGGGACGAAGACGAAACUUAUUCUAGAAAACGUGUGCAGAGAUUGUCUUCUCCAGAAAAGUGGGAAAUUAAACAAAUGCUUGCUGCAUCUUGUAUCGAUAGGAGUGAAUUGCCAGAAUUCGAUACCGAAACAGGAAUCCUCCCACGAGAAGACGAUGAAGAAGAAGACGUUGAAAUAGAGUUAGUGGAAGAAGAGCCACCAUUUUUACAUGGCCAUGGAAGAGCUCUUGGAGACUUAAGUCCUGUUCGCAUAGUAAAAAAUCCUGAUGGUUCUUUAGCGCAAGCUGCAAUGAUGCAGAGUGCUUUAGCAAAGGAAAGGAGGGAACAAAAAAUGUUGCAAAGAGAACAGGAAAUGGAUUCUGUUCCAACAGGUUUGAACAAAAAUUGGAUUGACCCUCUACCAGAAGCUGAAAGUAGAACUCUAGCUGCGAACAUGCGUGGAAUCGGCCUUCAAACACAAGAUUUGCCUGAGUGGAAGAAACACGUGAUAGGAGGAAAAAAGUCUUCCUUUGGAAAGAAAACAAAUUUAACUCUUCUUGAACAGCGUCAGAGCUUACCAAUAUAUAAACUCAGGGAUGAUUUAGUUAAAGCUGUGACGGAUAAUCAAAUUUUAAUCGUAAUUGGAGAAACAGGGUCAGGAAAGACCACGCAAAUUACACAGUAUUUAGCAGAAGCAGGAUUCACAGCCCGUGGAAAGAUCGGCUGUACUCAACCUAGAAGAGUGGCUGCCAUGUCGGUUGCUAAAAGAGUGGCGGAAGAAUUCGGUUGUCGUUUAGGACAAGAAGUUGGCUACACGAUUCGUUUUGAAGACUGUACUGGUCCAGAAACCAACAUAAAGUAUAUGACUGAUGGUAUGUUGCUAAGAGAAUGUCUCAUGGAUUUGGAUUUGAAGACAUACUCUGUAAUUAUGUUGGAUGAGGCACAUGAACGUACCAUUCACACGGACGUUCUUUUUGGAUUGCUGAAACAAGCUGUAGGGAGAAGGCCAGAUUUAAAACUAAUCGUUACAAGUGCAACUUUGGAUGCUGUCAAAUUUUCACAAUACUUCUUCGAGGCACCAAUUUUCACUAUUCCUGGUAGAACAUUCGAAGUUGAAGUCAUGUAUACCAAAGAACCAGAAACAGACUAUCUGGAUGCCGCACUGAUAACAGUAAUGCAGAUACAUUUGAGAGAACCUCCAGGAGACAUACUUCUAUUCCUAACUGGUCAAGAAGAAAUCGACACAGCUUGUGAAAUUUUAUACGAACGUAUGAAAUCUUUAGGCCCUGAUGUUCCAGAGUUAAUCAUUUUGCCCGUGUAUUCGGCGCUUCCUUCGGAGAUGCAGACGAGAAUAUUUGAACCAGCUCCACCUGGUUCCAGAAAAGUGGUAAUAGCCACCAAUAUAGCGGAAACUAGUUUGACUAUCGAUGGAAUUUAUUACGUAGUUGAUCCAGGAUUUGUGAAACAGAAGGUCUAUAAUUCUAAAACUGGAAUGGAUAGUCUUAUAGUAACACCAAUAAGUCAAGCAGCUGCGAAACAAAGAGCAGGGAGGGCUGGCAGAACUGGUCCAGGAAAAUGUUAUAGACUUUAUACCGAAAGGGCUUAUAGGGACGAAAUGCUUCCGACGCCGGUUCCAGAAAUCCAACGUACUAAUUUAGCAACCACGGUAUUACAGUUAAAGACUAUGGGCAUCAAUGAUCUAUUACACUUUGAUUUUAUGGAUGCUCCACCUGUCGAAUCGUUGAUUAUGGCUUUAGAAUCUCUACAUAGCUUAAGUGCAUUAGAUAACGAAGGUUUGUUAACCAGAUUAGGAAGAAGGAUGGCAGAGUUUCCUCUAGAACCUAAUUUAUCUAAAAUGCUUAUUAUGAGCGUACAUCUUCAAUGUUCUGAUGAGAUAUUGACCAUCGUCAGCAUGUUAUCUGUUCAGAACGUCUUCUACAGACCGAAAGAUAAGCAAGCUUUAGCAGAUCAAAAGAAAGCAAAAUUCAACCAACCGGAAGGCGAUCAUUUAACUCUGUUGGCAGUUUAUAACUCCUGGAGAAAUAAUAAAUUUAGUAAUGCAUGGUGUUAUGAAAAUUUUGUGCAAAUUAGAACUUUAAAACGCGCUCAGGAUGUUCGAAAACAACUAUUAGGUAUAAUGGACAGACACAAAUUGGACGUAGUAUCUGCGGGUAAAAACACUGUAAGAAUUCAGAAAGCUGUUUGUUCUGGUUUCUUCAGAAACGCCGCAAAGAAAGAUCCUCAAGAAGGCUAUAGAACCUUGGUAGAUAGCCAAGUUGUCUACAUUCAUCCAAGUAGCGCGUUAUUUAACAGACAACCAGAAUGGGUAAUUUAUCAUGAAUUGGUCCAAACUACGAAAGAAUACAUGAGGGAAGUGACAACUAUAGACCCAAAAUGGUUAGUAGAGUUUGCGCCAGCAUUUUUCAAAUUUAGCGAUCCGACCAAACUUAGCAAGUUCAAGAAGAAUCAAAGAUUGGAACCACUUUAUAAUAAGUACGAAGAACCGAACGCUUGGCGAAUAUCAAGGGUUCGAAGAAGACGUAAUUAAAAUGUUUAUUAUACAAUCUGUAAAUAGUAUUUUGUACAGUCAUUAUUUAAACACUAAUCAAUAAAUAGCUCGGAUAUACUA
Messenger RNA from Bombus pyrosoma, 3816 nucleotides. It is a transcript of the gene pea, whose product is annotated as ATP-dependent RNA helicase DHX8. The record is from RefSeq and is a predicted model, not a curated record. Gene Ontology annotation, cellular component: intracellular anatomical structure; catalytic step 2 spliceosome. NCBI's taxonomy places the organism in Eukaryota, Metazoa, Arthropoda, Insecta, Hymenoptera, Apidae. Gene Ontology annotation, molecular function: RNA binding; ATP binding; RNA helicase activity. Gene Ontology annotation, biological process: mRNA splicing, via spliceosome; spliceosomal complex disassembly. The transcript is spliced from 12 exons. Bases 142 to 3735 code for a protein of 1197 amino acids.